AUGGAAAUUUCUAUAAACGUUUUUAUUUUCAUUUUGUACAGUUUGUUUAUUUUAUAUUUGCAGCAUUUUGUGAACAGAUAUACGGAAUUCGUACGCAGUCUCUAG
Molecule: messenger RNA, 105 nt
Organism: Drosophila mojavensis
Lineage: Eukaryota; Metazoa; Arthropoda; Insecta; Diptera; Drosophilidae
Exons: 1
Coding region: 1-105 (34 amino acids)
Source: RefSeq, a predicted model, not a curated record